CCGCGUUGCCGACUCGCCAUCGCGAUCGCGCAUUCGUUUCCCGCUCGCCAUAGCUCGGCUAGCUACGUCGCAUUCGUUGCAAGAGACCACCGGAUCCGGAGAACUCAACCAGCUGUUUGAAUGGCGGCGACCACCACCACCGUGGAGGACCUGCCAGGGGACGUGCUGGCGUGCGCGCUGCGGCGGCUGGAUGGGCCGUCCCUGGCCGCCGCGGGCUGCGCCACGUCCGGGCUCAGGGCGCUCGCCGACGACCCGGACACGUGGCGCGCGCUCUGCCUGUCGCGGUGGCCGUCGCUGGCGGCGGCGGAGCAGCGGUGCGUCCUUUCCGCCGCCGGCGCCGUCUCUCCGCGCCGCCUCUUCGCCGACGCCUUCCCUUUCCCCUGCGUGGACGACGCCGCCGCCGCCGCUCCGCUCGACGGAGACGAUCAGCGGCUGCCCGGGGAGCUCGUCUCCGCCGUGGACGUCUACCACGGGGGCGCGGCCGUCGUCUCCCGCGUCGUCGAGACCUCCACGUCGUCCUCCUGGUUCCUCGCCUCGCCGUUCCGCGUCGACGCCGUGGAGGGCAAGAGCCCGGCGCCGGCGCCCGCCUCGGUGGCGUCGUCGUGGUCGCCGGCGGAGCUGGAGCUGAGCUGGAUCUUGCUGGACCCGAGCACCGGCCGGGCGGUGAACGUGUCGAGCCGGCGACCCGUGGCGGUGGAGAGGCACUGGUACACCGGCGACACGCUGGUGCGCUACGCCGUGGUGCUCGCCGGGUGCAAGUUCGAGGCCACCGUCAGCUGCUCGGAGGAGGCCGGCCAGAUAACGGAGGUCAGCCUCGCCGCCGACGACGCCGACGGCGCGGCGAUCAGCGGCGAGGGCUGCCUGCGGCUGCUCGCCGCGGCCAUGGCCGGGCCACGGAAGGGAGGGCGGGGCCAGGAAGGGGAAGCCAAGAGGAGGUACGACGAGUUCGUGAGGAGGAAGAGGGGCAGGAAGGAGUCCAAGGCCAGGCGAGAGGUGCUCGUCGACCUCUGCUGCUCCGCCGUCAGCGCCGUCGCCGUCAUCAGCUUCCUCGCCGCCGUCGUGCUCCGGUAGCUUAGCAAGCAGAGUCUUUCCCAACCAAGACCGAUAAAACCAAAAAACCUGUUUUUGCUCUUUUACCGAGAGAAAAUUUUGCUCUGUAAAUAUCACUGUAUCGAGAUAAAAUGUGUUUUUUUUCACAUUUGGUAACCAAGCAGUGCAACAUAUUCCUUUCGUUCAAAAAGAAUUAACAUGUGAUCCCUUCUAAAACAAUUUAUUAGAGGGGUCAUUUUUCCUCA
Molecule: messenger RNA, 1295 nt
Organism: Oryza sativa Japonica Group (Japanese rice)
Lineage: Eukaryota; Viridiplantae; Streptophyta; Magnoliopsida; Poales; Poaceae
Product: probable F-box protein At2g36090
Molecular function (GO): protein binding
Source: RefSeq, a predicted model, not a curated record